AUGUCAAGCUCAGCAGAAGUCUACGCCGAGCAGCUACUCAGACGUUGCGAAGGCUACCCCCUCUGGGCUCCGGAAGUCAGCGAGCAUGGAGAAGUACUGAUUGGGGACGUGGGCGUCGUAGAGCGCGGCGCCUUCAUUCGCAUGUUCAACACAACUCGUGAUGCAAACGACGAAGCGAACAGACAUGGAGUACCCCCGGAACACAUACCAUUCAAUCCCGCCGCGUGGUCGCACAGGCGUAGAGACAACGUUUUCGGAGGAGGAUUUCUCUGCAGCGAAUUUGUGAGAAAGGUCACAGUAGAUGUCAGUGCGGGGGCUCAAGUGAACUUAGGCUUGCAAUUUGAAUGUAACCACGAGCGUGGGGCCUGUUUGAUUGUGGAAGAUCAGGGCACGCGCGAAGAGGUUACCGGGCGACGGCUCAAGAACUAUAUUCGAGAGAACAUGCCAAAGUGGUAUCAGUGGGCAGUGGACAAGCUCGACGCUGAUGUGAAGCUGGAGGACUUGAUGUUCGUCAAAGGCUGGGUGAAAACAACACGAUGGACCGUCGCAGUAUUCACACAGCAGGCUAGGAACGUCCAAUUUACCAUCGAUGCGGAGGUUGGUGCGGUUGUCGACGCAAAGGUGAAAUUCGCAACGUCAGAAUCCCAAUCGCCACAGUAUGAUCAACGGACAGGCCCACCAGAACGAACGAUCGGCAGAGGUGGGAGAAGGCAAAAUCAUGGUAAAAAUAGACCACAGACAGCGUACCCCCAGGACCAAUGUAUCCUGCUGCAUUAUUUUAAAUUGAAGAAACGCUGGAUUGGUACAAAGAUUAUGGCAGCAGCCGAGCCCAAGGACCUACCCCCUUAUUCAGAUGAUGAUUUUGAGGUAGAGGAGGUACCAUCCAAGGAUGAAGUGAGUUGCACACAAUGA
This is a messenger RNA of Laetiporus sulphureus 93-53, 912 nucleotides long. RefSeq lists its product as uncharacterized. The transcript has 2 exons. The coding region runs from base 1 to 912 and encodes 303 amino acids. NCBI's taxonomy places the organism in Eukaryota, Fungi, Basidiomycota, Agaricomycetes, Polyporales, Laetiporaceae. The record is from RefSeq and is a predicted model, not a curated record.